This is a messenger RNA of Grosmannia clavigera kw1407, 1134 nucleotides long. RefSeq lists its product as uncharacterized. The record is from RefSeq and is a predicted model, not a curated record. NCBI's taxonomy places the organism in Eukaryota, Fungi, Ascomycota, Sordariomycetes, Ophiostomatales, Ophiostomataceae. Bases 1 to 1134 code for a protein of 377 amino acids. The transcript has a single exon.
AUGGUGUCUUUCUCGAGGGGCCUCGCCGGUUUGGGUCAUGGCAUGGCCGCUCUGCGCUCGCCUUGCCAGCCCCGAGCUGGGUCUGCCGGCAUGAUUUAUAAAUCGGCUCACUCGUCCGCAUCAGCCACUCGGCUGCUGCUACCGUCCUCUCCGGGCUGCCAGCUCUUCUCGUCCUUCUGCCCGCGAGCGGCACAGCGAGCAAGACCCAAGGUCAAGGCAGCACCGCCACCUCCGCCUCCAUCUGGGACUGCACGCCGCUCACCGCUUCCGCCUCCGCCUGCUGCCAGCUCCACCUCUUCCUCCACCGCUGCCGCCAUCCGCACGUUUGCCGACCAGCUCGGCCGCCGGGCCGCUCCCACGCUCCUGUACGAGGCACCAUCGCACUUCUGGUUCCGGCUGUCGUGCACGAGCGCCGGUAUGUUCUGCAUCGGCUACACGAUCGUCAACUACUGGUCCAUCUACCUGCGCCCGCCGCCGGACUUGGUCUGGUGGGUACCGCACGCUUUUGGCGUCAUCUGCGUCGUCAUGGCCGGUCUGGGCGGCUACUUCAUCCUCGGCGGCGCCCGCAUCAUCCGGUCGAUUCACGCUGUGCCGGCCUCACGCAUCGCUGCCCUAGCUGGGCCCAACUUCGCCGCCAAGGCGGCCAAGGCUGCCGGCAGCAGCACGCCCGCGCCCGUCUUCCUCGAGGUCGAGAUCGGCCGCAUGCUUCCGGUCUUGCCGGCUCGCAAGCUCUACGUCCAGCCGGUCGCGAUGUCUAUCCCGUUCCGCCUCGUCUCCUUUGGCCUCGAGGGCGAGCGCAUUGGCGUCGAGGCCCCCGAGGCCGCUGCCACUUCCGGCGGUGCUGCUUCCCCUUCUACCGGCUACGAACGCGUUCUCGCCCGUCGCGCCGAAGAGGAGCGCCGCAAAAAAUCCCACGAGUACGAGAUGAACCACCUGAUGACCGCGCCCUUCCGCCACGCCUGGCAGGGUGCCCGCGUCGCCUGGGUUGGCGUCCGUCGCGCCUUUUCUCGCGAGGGCUUCGUGCCCGUCGACGUCGACGGCCAGAAGUAUAAGCUCGACGUCACCGGCGGCUGGGCGCUCGAGAAUGGCCGCGCCCUCGACCGACUCGUUACCAUCAAAGAGGGACAGCUGUAG